CGGGGAAGGGGCGGGCAGGCAGGACGGGGCUCCCCGCGGCGCGGCUCGCUCCUCCCCUCGGCGCCGAGGCGGAGCGGGGAGGUGUCGGGGGGUUGGUCGUGCCCCUAUGGCCCUGGAGCCGGGUCAGCGGGCACGGUAGCUGCCUUCGGCUGUCGCCGCGGGUGAGUCGGGGCUGCCCAGGGAGGGCGGGCUGGAGAUGAGCCUCGCCGCCGUUCUGCGAGCAGCGGCCGGAGGCUGAGCCACAAAGAAGUUUCCCGGGCGGUCGGCGGCAACGCGGCGCUCCCCCAUGCACACCCCCGGCCGCCGGCCCUGGGGCGCUGCCCCGCAGGCGCCCGGCGCCGACCGCGCUAUGCAGCCCCGCGCGGGGUUGCACAGCAGCCCGGAGCUCAGCCGGUCCAAGCGGCUGAGCGUCGGGGAGCUCCGCUCCCUCUUCGAGGCUCGCUGCGCCGCUGUCGCCGCCGCCGCCGCCCGGCAGCUGCCCGACCCGGCGAAGAGGGGCUGCCGGCCCCCCAACGGGGUGCUGCCGCCCGUCAUCCCGCGGCUCACCGUCACCGCCGAGGAGAGCGAGGAGGCGCAGGGCAGCCCCCAAGCGCAGCCGCCGCACACGGAGGGCGGCUGGCUGAGGACGGACAGCUCGCUGCACCUGCAGUCCCGACGGCUUUCCACCUCCUCGCUGUCCUCCACCGGCUCCUCGUCCCUCCUGGAGGACUCCGAGGACGACGUGCUGAGCGACACGGAGUGCAGGAGCCAGGGCAUCGUGCACCUGGAGCACGGCGAGGACACCAACCAGAAAAAAGCAUGGCAUACAAUUAAAACCAUGGUUAACUUACCAGUCAUCAGCCCCUUCAAGAAACGCUACUCGUGGGUGCAACUGGCUGGGCAUACAGGGAGUUUCAAGGCAGCUGAUAGCGGGAAGAUACUCAAGCGCUUCUCAGAGAAUGAAAAGGAGUGUUUUGAGCGACUGAUGAAAGACCCGCUCCGCGCCUGCGUCCCUUGCUUCCAUGGUGUGGUGGAGAGAGAUGGAGAGAGCUACAUUCAGCUGGAUGACUUGCUUACUGAUUUUGAAGGGCCUUCUGUGAUGGACUGCAAGAUGGGGAUCAGGACAUACCUGGAGGAAGAGCUGACUAAGGCCCGUGAGAAACCAAAGCUGCGUAAAGACAUGUACAAGAAAAUGAUUGAAGUGGAUCCUCUUGCUCCCACAGCUGAAGAGAAUGCUCAGCAUGCUGUCACCAAACCCCGAUACAUGCAGUGGAGGGAAACCAUCAGCUCUAGUGCCAACCUGGGCUUCAGGAUUGAAGGGAUUAAGAAGGCGGAUGGAACAUGUAACACAAACUUCAAAACUACGAAGACACAGGAGCAAGUUCUCCAGGUUUUUGUGGAAUUCAUUGAGGGCAACACAACUAUUCUGAACAAAUACCUCAAGCGUCUGCAGGAAAUUCAUAUCAUUCUUGAAUCCUCAGACUUCUUCAAGCGACAUGAGGUCGUUGGAAGUUCACUACUUUUUGUACAUGAUGGCAGUGGGAAUGCCAAUGUGUGGCUGAUUGAUUUUGGAAAGACCACCCUUCUCCCUGAUGGGCAGACACUGGAUCACAGGAUCCCCUGGGAAGAAGGCAACAGGGAGGAUGGGUACUUGUUGGGGUUGGACAAUUUGAUUGGCAUCUUGGAAAGCAUUACUGAGAGAUGAGUUGAGAAUGACACAAAACUUGCAGGGCUUCUCUGUGACUUUCUGCUUUACUGGAUCACUCAGUCUGAAGGAAACCUUUAACUCCCUCCAAACUCCCGAGGUCAUCAGUGCAGAGGGAGCUGCUUCCAGAACCCAGCAGCUGGUGACCAAAAUGACUUUGCAUCGGCCCUCUAUGAACCUGAAUAACUCCAGAUUGGUUUGCAUUGCACCAGCCUAACUUCAGACUGGUCCUCAGAGAAUGAAGAUCUCCAUGCUCAGGAAUCACUCCAGCAUGAGUCAAGAGGUCUGUAUGGUAAACCAGAAUGAUUCUGUUUUCUGGCAAACCAAUGGGACUCCAGAUUUUGCCUCUUAGUGAACCAGAGCAAGUGCUUGGAGAUUCAGGGUAGGAAUAACAGUUUUUCAGGGAACUGCGUAGUUUUGAAACCAGCAAAAGUUGGGGUUGUUUUUUUUCCCUCUGAUUCCAAGCCUCCUUUCUCCUGUGUACACUAUAGGUUGGACCAACAACUUCUGUAUUGUGUUACAGUGUGCACAAGGUGGAAAUGGGUGAUAAUCACAAGAAACCUGGAGCAAAGGGAGACAGCAGUUUGUAGUGCCUGCAUGUGACUUCUGUGUCUAUUCCUCCUCCUCCCUACCCUAGCCUCUAUUCACUUCGACCCGGGAACAGCCUUUGCUUUCUAUGUAGCCUCUCAGGAGAUUACAGAUACUUUAGGGAGAGAACAGCAGCCUAUUGUCUCCACAAACAUUUGACUUUGAGGCUGGGUGAGCUGUUGGAAAAGUUCCUAGCUUGGCAGAUUUGGCCUCUUGCAGCUGAACUGCAGCUCUGAAAAUCAGUAGUGGCUCUCACACACAGCCCAGGGAUCUAAGGGCUUUUUCCAAGGCUUGUUUAUUUCUAGAGAUAAACCCCUUAUACCCGUGCACAUACAAGCAUGCACUGGUAGCCAGCAACCGAUGUGGUCUUUUAAGAUCAUGGUUUGACUGUCUCCUACUGCGUGUGACUUCUUAGCCAUAUAAUAUGAUGCUUCCAGUUAAUUGUAUAGACUGGCACACUGAUCAUCUUUCUGUGUUCACAGUGCUACACUAACGAUGAGAGAAUUCCCAGGCAUCCUUCCUCCCAGGUAUCAGCUGUUAACUCAGGGCAGUUUCGGGGAAGGAAUGUCAAUGUAUCACAUCCCCUAGUCCCCAUCUGGAACUGCGGAGCCAUCUGUGGUUCAUCCUUCUUUUGCUGUGGCCUGAGCACAACCACAGAAGAUUCACAGCAUUAAAGUCAAGAAAGUGAUUUUUUUUUUUUAGUGGCUUCACAUACCUGCUCUGAUGGUUGCCUCUGAUCACUUAAACAGUUCUUUAAAUGCUAGCAGUAAAAUACUAUCAGUAGUCACAUGUUCACUUGCAUUCCAGGUUUUAACAUUAAUAACAUGAUGGUGCAGUUUUCAAACUGAGGACACAACUUGUAUUACUUGAUUCUUAAUCCCCUUUCAACAGCUGGUAAUGCACACUGAUCAGAAACUGCUGCCUUUUGCUGGGGUCCUCUGCUCAGGAGAGAUUCUGAGAACUUUAGGAUAUAUGAAGGUGACCCCAUGCUUUGGGAAAUGGCUAUUUCAAUACUAAUUGUGAUCAUGAGUAAAAAAAUAGACUGUAGAGUCCAGAUCUGGAAUGAAAUCUGUAUCUACAGCAUUUAUAAUUAGAAUUUAAGAGUCUACAAUAAUUUCUAAAGGGAGUUUCUGUAGAUAACACACUACUGUACUAAGACAUCAGUCAUAUUUAAUGACUUUUUCAUCGCCUCUAAACAAAACAGCAGUAUUAAAAAUUCAAGCUCAGUUGUGACUUGAAAGUUAAAUGGCAGAGAGUGGGUAUUCUGUAGGAAGUAAUGACAUGGAAACAUUUCAUCCUACCCCAGCAGUUGUUUGAAACUGGUAAUCAUUGCAGUUCACUGCAAAUUCAGACUUCUCUGGCCUCCCAGAGUCCCUCUCAGUUUUGUUUUCGUGACAGUAAGUUAACGAAUUUUCCACUUAGAUAUUUCAGAGGAUUUACACAUUUUUUAUAUGACAGAGAGCACAGAUGUUGUCAUUGCAGAAGCCUCUGAAGUUUUGAACUGCUAUGAGAUGAAAAACUAAGCUGUGGUGAAUUUCAUACAAUUGAAGUCUUCCUCCUUUCCUGCAGCUGACAGGUAAACGUGUUAGCAGUGCUUAAGCAGGAAGUAACUAGGCCUCCCAGGGGAGGACUUUAGUACCAAUGCCUUUUCUAUGAGACUGCAAUUGCAGCAGUCCUACCAUAAUGAAAAUAAGACAUUAGAAAAGUUAGAAAUGAGCCUGUUCAGGUGAUAGCAUUCAGUAGUGGUUUGCCUGAUUGAUUGAUCUUCAGAGUUAAAUUUGUUUCAGAAGAAUUAAACUUCUUCUGUUACCACACAAGUGACUCUUUGCACCAGUGUAACUUAUUUUCUAGAGGGGAGAUUUGGAGGGUACAAAUUGAUGCUCAAGAGUCAGUUGAGAAUUUGAGAUAC
Messenger RNA from Pezoporus flaviventris, 4181 nucleotides. RefSeq names its product inositol-trisphosphate 3-kinase A (gene ITPKA). Gene Ontology annotation, molecular function: inositol-1,4,5-trisphosphate 3-kinase activity; inositol tetrakisphosphate kinase activity. The coding region runs from base 287 to 1684 and encodes 465 amino acids. Gene Ontology annotation, biological process: inositol phosphate biosynthetic process. Lineage: Eukaryota; Metazoa; Chordata; Aves; Psittaciformes; Psittacidae. The record is from RefSeq and is a predicted model, not a curated record. Gene Ontology annotation, cellular component: cytoplasm; nucleus. The transcript has 7 exons.